This is a messenger RNA of Symphalangus syndactylus (siamang), 439 nucleotides long. RefSeq names its product CDGSH iron-sulfur domain-containing protein 1-like. NCBI's taxonomy places the organism in Eukaryota, Metazoa, Chordata, Mammalia, Primates, Hylobatidae. Gene Ontology annotation, molecular function: 2 iron, 2 sulfur cluster binding. The record is from RefSeq and is a predicted model, not a curated record. Gene Ontology annotation, biological process: regulation of autophagy. Gene Ontology annotation, cellular component: intracellular membrane-bounded organelle; mitochondrial outer membrane.
AUUUGUGCCUGGUAGCCUAGUGCACACACCUUGCAAGCAAUGACGCCAUGAGUCUGACUUCCAGCUCCAGCAUACAAGUUGAAUGGAUCGCAGCAUUUACUGCUGCUGCUGGGACAGCUGCAAUUGGUUAUCUAGCUUACAAAAGAUUUUAUGAUAAAGAUCGUCAAAAUAAAGCUAUGAUGAAUCUUCACUUCCAGAAAGGCAACCCCAAGAUAGUACAUGCUUUUGACAUGGAGGAUUUGGAAGAUAAAGCUGUGUACUGCCAUUGUUGGAGGUCUAAAAAGUUCCCAUUCUGUGAUGGGUCUCACACAAAACACAACGAACAGACUGGAGGCAACGUGGGGCUUCUGAUCAUCAAGAAAAAAGAAACUUAACUGGACACUUUUGAUGCUGCAUAUCAACUUAUUGUGAAGUUAACUGAUUGCUUAAUUAGAAUGAC